Molecule: messenger RNA, 2491 nt
Organism: Anolis sagrei ordinatus
Lineage: Eukaryota; Metazoa; Chordata; Lepidosauria; Squamata; Anolidae
Gene: C1QTNF12
Product: C1q and TNF related 12
Biological process (GO): negative regulation of gluconeogenesis; positive regulation of insulin receptor signaling pathway; positive regulation of D-glucose import across plasma membrane
Molecular function (GO): hormone activity
Source: RefSeq, a predicted model, not a curated record
GCAUCGUUUGGGAUCUCUUCUGGCUUAAUCAUUCGUCCAAGCCACCAAAGCGACUUGGAAUGCUCGUCUAUCAUUUGUGAUCGGGACUCAAGUCGGCAAAGAGAAGGAUACGCCGUUCGAUCACUCUUCUUUUCAGAACUUUUUGGAGUUUUGUCUCCCGUCUUUUUCCCACUCGGAAGAUGUGGCACAAAACCAAGACACGCUAUUGGAGUUGGCUGCUUUUGGCAGCCUUGUUGAGCCAGGACUUGUGGUGUUUCCAAGCUGUCGCGGCGAAGAGAGAGCGGAAGAAAGCCAAAGAGCCCAACCAAUACACGGAGCCCCUCAACACCACUCUGUCCAAUAGCGAGGAAUUGAACGGACACUCCAAGAUGCUAGAGUCCUCAGACCCUCGCAUCACAGACCCGCGCCGGACGUGGAUCUCAUUUGUGCAACGUCCCGGGGACGGCAGCAGCUCCAAAAAGAAAUGCAAAGGGAAAGAUAAGAAAUUACGUGGGUUGGUCGGACCUCCUGGGCCCCCUGGUCCUCCAGGUCCCCCAGGAGCCCCUGGGGCGGAAGUCACCCAGGAAGUGUUAUUGCAAGAGUUCAAGGAGAUGCUGAAAGAAGCCACUGAACGGCGCUCCUCUCCAGAGCUUCCCGUUGCUCCCAGUGAGGACCCCCCAUUGCCGUUCUCCUUGGAGGAACUCUCUCCUUACAAGCGGGUGGAAGAGGCCUUCCACUGCAAACUGAAGGGGCAGCUGGUGGUAGACAAGAAGACCUUGAUGGAGCUCCAGAACUUCCAGAUGCCUUUGGCCAAAGGAGCUUUCCUCCGAGGAUCGGGGCUGAACUUAACCACAGGAAGAUUCACAGCAUCCAUAUCAGGCAUUUAUCAGUUCUCGGCUAACGUCCACAUUGAUCACAGCGAGCUAAAAAGCAAGCUUCAGCUCCGUGCGAGAGACAACAUCCGGGUGCUGAUCUGCAUUGAAUCCCUUUGCCAUCGAUACACGUCUUUGGAGAUCAUUGCUGGCCUGGAAAGCAAUAGCAAGAUCUUCACUGUGAAUGUCCAUGGAUUGCUGCAGCUACAGGCCGGACAAUACACUUCGAUAUUUGUCGACAACAGUGCCGGGGCGCCGGUGACCAUUCAGAGUGGCUCCGAUUUCAUGGGAAUGCUGGUGGGAGUCUGAUCCCAAACAGCUCCACAACCCAUUGGGACCAAGCAGGGAAAGGAACCAAUCCAAUCCCAAAACUUGCUUGGACUUUAUCUAGAUGUCUUCUGCAACUGAAUGAAGCGAAUCUCCUUCCUCUCCUUCCAAAACAUGAUGGAACGAAUCCUGGGAGAGAACUUCUUUGUCCUCCAUCCAAGUUUUGGAUCACGUUCUUCUCUCCCUUGGUGGACUUGAAAUCACUUUCCAUUCCAACAACCUCAGACUUAGUUUGGAUGGUGUUAAACCCAACUUCUAUGACAAUUUCUUACCUAAUCCAGUCUAUAACCUUGGGUGUUUUCGGCCUUGGAAGAGCCUUGUAGAGCCCCACAUUUGAGAUACAGAUUGUCCCAGGUUCAGUCUCCACUGUGGACCUACAAUUGAGACCCCAACACAUAUUCUGGAUUUUAGGACCUCUUCAAAAGUCUCUCCAAAGCUAGCCACAGACAGAGAGCAUUCCUAUAAUCUGAUCUAGAUGUACAAAGUUGGGCCUUCAACCAUCAGACGCAAACAACAUGGUCCUAGCAAAACUUACCUCCUUCUGUUCUUGGCCAGUUGUAGAGCCCCACCUUUGAGAUACAGAUUGUCCCAGGUUCAGUCUCCACUGUGGACCUACAAUUGAGACCCCAACACAUAUUCUGGAUUUUAGGACCUCUUGAAAAGUCUCUUCAAAGCUAGCCACAGACAGAGAGCAUUCCUAUAAUCCAGUCUAGAUGUACAAAGUUGGGCCUUAAACCAUCAUACGCAAACAACGUGGACCUAGCAAAACUUAUCUUCUUCUGUUCUUGGUGGAUACUUCUUAGACGUGGGACCAAAUAUAAGUUUGGAGAGUCAUUUUGGGUACUGAUGGGCCACCAGAUCAUUGUCACACUUAGUAGAUUUGGGAACGAUCUAUUCUCACGUAACCUGCUGGGAACUUCUCAGAAAAUAAUAUUUUUUAGAACUCUUGUGUGAGAAGUAAGUCUUGACUCUAAAUAGUGGCAUGGUAGUCAAUUUGGAAGGACGUUGAGCAUCAAUCCCUCAAGAAGACUCUAGAAAUGCGGGGCGCUUUGUUGAUCUGGAACUUUGACCUUCUGAGCAUUGUGUCUAUAAGAUCACAAAAGGAAAACACAAUCGGAAAAACAUCCUUCUUUAGCUUUGUUGAACAGGGUGACUAUUAUUGCCAUUUUUGCUGUAUUCUGAUUUGUAUAGACCAGUGUUUCUCAACCUGGGGAAAAGGGACCCCUGUGUGGGAAGUAUGGCCCAAUUCUAUCGUUGGUGGGGUUCAUAAUGUUCUUUGAUUGUAGGUGAACUAUAAAUCCCAGCAAUGACAA